Chanos chanos (milkfish) is the source of this 1079-nucleotide messenger RNA. RefSeq names its product sialic acid synthase-like. Gene Ontology annotation, biological process: carbohydrate biosynthetic process. Gene Ontology annotation, molecular function: N-acylneuraminate-9-phosphate synthase activity. The record is from RefSeq and is a predicted model, not a curated record. The transcript is spliced from 6 exons. The coding region runs from base 1 to 1074 and encodes 357 amino acids. Lineage: Eukaryota; Metazoa; Chordata; Actinopteri; Gonorynchiformes; Chanidae.
AUGCCAUCAAAAUUCGAGCUCUGCCCAGGGAGAAUGAUUGGGGAGAACUAUCCCUGUUUCAUCAUUGCAGAGAUUGGACAAAAUCAUCAAGGAGACAUUGACAUUGCCAAGAAAAUGAUUCGAAUGGCUAAGGACUGUGGAGCCGAUUGUGCCAAAUUUCAGAAGAGUGAACUGGAGCACAAGUUCAACAAAAAAGCCCUUGAGCGUCCAUACAACUCAAAGCAUUCCUGGGGGAGAACGUAUGGUGAACACAAGCGCCACCUAGAGUUCAGCCACGAACAAUACAAAGAACUCCAGCAGUAUGCCCAGGAAGUUGGGAUUUUCUUCACUGCAUCUGGAAUGGAUGAGAUGGCCAUAGAAUUUCUCCAUGAGCUUGAUGUGCCUUUCUUCAAAGUUGCUUCAGCAGAUGGCAACAAUUUCCCCUAUCUUGAGAAUACUGCCAAAAAAGGACGGCCAAUGGUGAUUUCCAGUGGCAUGCAGUCUAUGGAGACGAUGCGACGGGUUUAUCAGACAGUGAAGCAGCACAACCAGAACUUCUGCAUCCUGCAGUGCACCAGUGCUUACCCUCUGGAGCCUGAACAUGUGAACUUACGUGUGAUCACCGAAUAUUUGAAGGAAUUCCCUGAUAUUCCUAUUGGAUACUCUGGCCAUGAGACUGGCAUUAGUAUCACCGUGGCAGCGGUUGCAAUGGGGGCAAAGGUGGUUGAGCGCCACGUGACCCUGGAUAAAAGCUGGAAAGGCAAUGACCACGAAGCCUCUCUGGAGCCCGCCGAGCUGGCCGAGUUGGUGCGCUCCAUUCGCGUUGUGGAGAGGGCACUGGGGACAGGUGUCAAACAGAUGUUGCCCUGUGAGAUGACCUGUCACAGUAAGCUGGGAAAGUCAAUUGUGGCUAAGAUGGCCAUUCCCAAAGGUGCUGCUCUGACCAUCGACAUGUUGGCUGUGAAGGUUGCUGAGCCAAAGGGAGUGAUCCCUGAAGACAUUUUUCAGCUGGUGGGAAAGAAGGUUUUGGUAGAUGUGGAAGAAGAUGACAGCAUCACUGAAGAUAUGGUUGAUGGUUAUAGCAAGAAGGUCUAACAGUG